Molecule: messenger RNA, 2182 nt
Organism: Symsagittifera roscoffensis
Lineage: Eukaryota; Metazoa; Xenacoelomorpha; Acoela; Convolutidae
Product: protein AF-10-like
Exons: 4
Coding region: 1730-2182 (150 amino acids)
Biological process (GO): regulation of transcription by RNA polymerase II
Cellular component (GO): nucleus
Molecular function (GO): nucleosome binding; histone binding
Source: RefSeq, a predicted model, not a curated record
UUCCACCUUAUUCACUGAUCUCUAUUUCUAUAAAAAGUGAUUUGCUUUUCUCUGCAAACGUGGAUGAGAAUUCAUCAGUGUAUAGGUAAAAGAAGGGAAUUGGAGCAACGUAAGUAAAGUAAAAAUAAAUCCUUCAGCUAAAUUAGAAUUUCAUUUUGUGCCAUCCUUGCAUGUCGUGCUUGCUUUUUCAAUUCUAUACACUUAUUGUACUUGUGCGUUCUCGUUGCAACGGAGUUAUAUUCAGUUUUACUAUUUAAGAAAUGAAAAAAAAGUCGCGCGUUUUUUAACGCACGUGAAUUGUAGUGUGUUUUGGGCUCUGAAAUGUUAAAUUACGUGCGUUGUGGUAUACAUAUUUUCAUAUACUGUUGUUGUAAAUGCAUUGAAAACUGAGACUAAAUUGUACUGUAACACAAGAACCAAAUUGUGCCGCAUACUGAGUCGAAUGUUUUUAGUCUUAAUUUUUCUUUUUUUUUCAGCUGUUACCAAGAAUUUACAUACAACUCUUCGUUAUUGCUAGCGAAUGUUUUUUACGUGAGUACAAUAUGAACAAAAAUAGACUGAUUGUUUAAAGCAACGAACGGUUUGUAGUAUUUAUCCACUGACGGUUAACCAUUUUCUUUCUUUGCUAAAUUCUUCGAUUACUUAUUACACGACGUGAAUUCUAAAUUGUACGGCAAAAUUUAAUCGUGAGCUCAAAGUUGGUAUUGUUAAAUGGCUUGGAUCUGAACUUAGUGAAACUGAAUUAUUUUCGUUGCUUUACUUGAUUUUCGUAAAUGUAUCGGCAACAUUAACAUUUAGACAAACGCAAAGCUUGUUUGAAUUCAUACGCUAGUUUUACUACUAUAUUUUACUCAUUGGAGUUUGAAUAUCCAUAGAAUUGUUAAAUAUUGAAACAAAUAUCAAAUGUUCGAGGUGACCGCAAACCCUGAUUUCAAUUCAUUUUGAACUCUCUAUUCCCAGUUUUUAGCUUUCAUUAAACAUUUCUUAAGAAAAUCCAGGCUCCUUGGUUCCUGGUUUUGUUUUUUACCUAUUUCCAUUAAAACUUCUGGUCAUUACUUUCGUGUUUGUUUCAAUUUGUUUACAGAAUUCCUUCGAACUCAAAUCCUGUAUUUAAAUGAGAGUUGAGCUACAGAAAUGUAAUUCAUAUUGGAAUUGGAUCAAGACAAAAUUGUUUUAUAUUACAACGUAAAGAAAGCAGAAUUUCCUAACAUUGUGUUAUUUGCAGACCUCCCGCUUUUAUGCUGUAGUAGGCAACUGCUGUGGAAUCCCCAGACAAUUUACUCCUUUAUUCGUUCGAGAACUUAUUAUUAUUUCCCUUUACCUGCCUUAUUCCUUUUCUAACAGUUAUUUCGACUGUAUUUGUUAUCUACAUUUUACAACAAUUUAUACUAUAACUGUCUGUCUAACAUAAGUGUUGCAUUUACACUUUGAAGACUUUCGUAAGAAAUUCAGUCGAUCUUUUAAAUUAGAGUUGGUUGAACAGAUUUUGAAGUAAAACUGAACAUUUUGCUUUCAUGAAUAGAAAAACAUGUUCUAAUUUGACGUCAAAUUAGUUCAUACAUAUUCUAGAAGUGAUCAAAAAUUGCUCCAUGCUUUAUUUGAAUGCAAGAAAGAAAUUGUGUUGAUCAAAAUUUUGAUGACUUUCUUUCCACGUUGAGUCAAAUCAACUUUUAAUUUACGAUUUCUGCCGAAUAUUCAAUGCAAACUUGCUCCAAUUGAUUGACUGAUUAUGAAGAAAGACAUUUACAAGAAAUGCUGUCUCUGCCCUUCCAGAGAGGGGGCUCUGAAACCAACAGACACAGGAGGUUGGGCCCACGUAGUCUGUGCCCUGUACAUCCAAGAAGUCAGUUUUGGAGAUAUGGCUGCUUUGGAGCCAAUCAUAGUAACAAAUGUCCCAAAAGAAAGAUUCAAACAGACGUGUUCGAUAUGCACAGAGAGACAACAGAAUCAUUUAGCAGGCCAAGGUGCGUGUAUGUCAUGUGCCAAAGUGGGAUGUAAAUCUGCAUUUCACGUGACCUGUGCCCAGGAAAAAGGCUUCCUAUUCGAGGAGUUUGUAAACAACAACAACAACAGUCUGUCUCCAGGAAAUGCCAACGGAGAAAAUAAUGAGAGUAACAGUAGCUCUAAUGUCGCGUACAGAGGAUAUUGCGCUGUUCAUAUUACGAAGCUGGUGAGUUUUUAA